This is a messenger RNA of Varroa destructor (honeybee mite), 1602 nucleotides long. RefSeq names its product GDP-L-fucose synthase-like protein (gene Gmer). NCBI's taxonomy places the organism in Eukaryota, Metazoa, Arthropoda, Arachnida, Mesostigmata, Varroidae. Gene Ontology annotation, biological process: nucleotide-sugar biosynthetic process. Gene Ontology annotation, molecular function: GDP-L-fucose synthase activity. The record is from RefSeq and is a predicted model, not a curated record.
AACGGAAAUGACUGUUGCAUCUGCUGCUAAACAGGUCUAUUCGUGCACUUAGAUACAUUGCUUGUAUGCACGAUUGUUCCAUUGACUUUAAUUACAAAUUGUAUUUAACUUAUGCCAUACUUGAAAAGUUGAUCCUUUACCCACUAAAGAAUCCACUGAAAAUUUUGCUUGCCUAUAAAGUUUCCUGCCAGCCGUCCGCGUGAUGACUAAAUGCCCUAACCCGAAUAUUGUGCUAGUUCUGGUGUACGUGUACAUAUAGCCCUUUGCUCCUUUCACUUCCCUUUCACUCAUUGCUUCGCUUGUUCCGCCAAUAGGCCGCUGAUUUAUUGGUCAGGUGGUGCAUUUAGCCCGUGGCGCCGAUGCAUGAUUACAUUAAGUUUAUUUACACACAACUGUCAGCUGUGUGCCUCAUAGUGUUUCACGCAGCAGGUGAUAAGCAAGCGCUUUUCUGGUAAUUGCGAUCAAAAUUUCUUACGACUGCACGUCCAAUGCUGUGUUAACAGGCAAACGAGUUACUGUUGCCGUUCUGUGACAGCUUGCAUUGUGUACCGCUUUCGGGGGCAAAACAAUGAAAGUUCUCGUUACAGGCGGAUCCGGUUUAGUCGGCCAAGGACUACAGAAGGCAUUGCAAGAUCCAUCGCAGGUGCGGCCUGACGAGGAAUGGGUGUUCUUAUCAUCAAAAGACGGCGAUCUCCGUAAUCCAGCUGCGGUUGAAGCAGUCUUCACCAAGCAUAAGCCAACACAUGUUGUUCACCUUGCUGCAUUUGUGGGCGGGUUGUAUCGCAACAUGCGGCUUAAUUUAGAUUUUCUGCGCUUCAAUCUCGCUAUUAACGAUAAUGUGUUACACGCCAGUCAUAUGCAAGAUGUAUCAAAGGUGGUGUCGUGUUUGUCAACCUGUAUAUUUCCAGACUGUACAACAUACCCUAUUGAUGAGACCAUGAUUCACAAUGGUCCUCCACAUCCCAGCAACUUUGGGUACUCGCAUGCCAAGCGACUGAUUGAUGUACAAAAUCGAGCGUAUUUUGCCCAGCAUGGUUGUCGGUUCACAUCUGUGAUUCCGACGAACGUCUUCGGACCACAUGAUAAUUUCAACAUUGAGGAUGGACACGUCCUUCCUGGCCUCAUUCAUAAAGCUUACAUGGCAAAACGAGAGGGGAAGCCGUUUACUGUUUGGGGUUCGGGUAAACCUCUCCGUCAAUUCGUGUAUAACUUAGAUCUGGCACGCCUGAUCAUCUGGGUGCUCCGCGAUUACCCGGAGGUUGAUCCGAUCAUUUUGUCCGUUGACGAAUCUCAAGAGGUGAGCAUCGCAGAGGCGGCUAUGAUGAUAGCUAAAGCUAUGGACAUUUCACAGGACAAAAUUGUUUUCGACACAUCAAAAUCUGACGGACAGUUCAAAAAAACCGUUAGCAACGCCAAAUUGAGGCGUUAUUUGCCUGAGUUCGAAUUCACACCGAUGGACGUAGCCAUCAAAGAAACAGUAGACUGGUUUCAAACACACUACGAAACCGCAAGAAAGUAAAUACCAAAGUGUGUAAUACUUUAAAUAAAAUUCUAGAUAUUUUUCUAUUAUUGUAUAAUAAAGUUAUCCGUUUCAUAUACUCA